Messenger RNA from Catharus ustulatus (Swainson's thrush), 1861 nucleotides. RefSeq names its product prohibitin (gene PHB1). Gene Ontology annotation, cellular component: membrane; mitochondrion. Bases 25 to 927 code for a protein of 300 amino acids. The record is from RefSeq and is a predicted model, not a curated record. Lineage: Eukaryota; Metazoa; Chordata; Aves; Passeriformes; Turdidae. Gene Ontology annotation, biological process: mitochondrion organization. The transcript is spliced from 8 exons.
GCAAGCCGCGGGGGGCGCGGGCCAAUGGGGAGCGCCCGUCUUGGCGCGGCGCGCAGGCGCGGCGGGCGGGUGGCCGCGGAUUCAUGUGGAGGGGGCUGGAGCUCUGAGAUGGCUGCCAAGGUGUUCGAGAGCAUCGGGAAGCUCGGCCUGGGGCUGGCGGUGGCCGGAGGAGUUGUGAACUCUGCUCUGUACAACGUGGAUGCAGGGCACAGAGCCGUGAUCUUUGAUCGCUUCCGAGGGGUGCAGGACGUGGUGGUGGGCGAGGGGACGCAUUUCCUCAUCCCCUGGGUGCAGAAGCCGAUCAUCUUCGACUGCCGCUCGCGGCCCCGCAACGUCCCCGUCAUCACCGGCAGCAAAGACCUGCAGAACGUGAACAUCACGCUGCGGAUCCUGUUCCGGCCCGUGACGGCGCAGCUGCCGCGCAUCUUCACCAGCAUCGGCGAGGACUACGACGAGCGCGUGCUGCCCUCCAUCACCACCGAGAUCCUCAAGUCCGUGGUGGCGCGCUUUGACGCGGGCGAGCUGAUCACGCAGCGGGAGUUGGUGUCCAGGCAGGUCAGCGAGGACCUGACCGAGCGAGCGGCCACCUUCGGCCUCAUCCUGGACGACGUGUCCUUGACCCACCUGACCUUCGGGAAGGAGUUCACAGAGGCCGUGGAGAUGAAGCAGGUGGCGCAGCAGGAGGCAGAGCGGGCUCGCUUCAUCGUGGAGAAGGCAGAGCAGCAGAAGAAAGCCGCUGUGAUCUCUGCCGAGGGCGACUCCAAGGCGGCCGAGCUGAUCGCCAACUCGCUGGCCACGGCCGGGGACGGGCUGAUCGAGCUGCGCAAGCUGGAGGCGGCCGAGGACAUCGCCUACCAGCUGUCCCGCUCCCGCAACAUCACCUACCUGCCCUCGGGCCAGUCCGUGCUGCUGCAGCUGCCCCAGUGACGGCCACGCCUGGGGAAACACAGAAACACAUUAAAAAAGGAAAAAAAAAACCCAAAAAUAAUCAUCGCGGUUUCCUGGCGCGGAGGAAAACGGAGAUUUGGGAUUUGGGAAUAAAAGUGAAUGAGAUGGUGGGGCUGCGGUUCCUCCCCUGAGCGGGCACAGGGAGUCUGGAGUUGGGGAUUCAGGUGAAUUUGGGGACUCAGAAAGUGAGAUUUGGGGGUUCAGGUGAAUUUGGGGGUUUGAGAAGUGAGAUUUGGGGGUUCAGAAAGUGCGACUGAAGAUUCAGCAAGGGAGAUUUGGGAAUUCAGGAAGUCUGGAUUUGGGGAUUCAGGUAAAUUUGGGGGUUCAGGAGGUGAGAUUUGGGGAUUCAGGAAGUCUGGAUUUGGGGAUUCAGGUAAAUUUGGGGAUUCAGGAAGUGAGAUUUGGGGAUUCAGCAAAUGAGAUUUGGGGGUUCAGGGAGUGGAUUUGGGGGUUGGCCCGUUCUGGGCGGUCGCAGCAGCAGGAGCAGAGAUUUCCUGGGAUGAAGUCCAGGUGAGUCCCUGGUGCUCCCUAGAGGGACUUGUGUGUCCCCACCUGCAGCCCCUGGGACACCUCAGCACCCCCAAACCUCUCCAGGUGUCACCUCACCUGGGGACAUCUCAGCCUGGGGACACCCCAGCUCAGGGCCCUGUGGGGUGAGGGGGGCAGAGAUCCCCUCUGGCUCCCUGGACAGGAAAGUUCUGUGCAGGAAACCCUUCUGGAACUGGGACAUGUCCCCUUCACCCUGAGCUGUCCCUGUCCUGGGCUCCUGUCCCUGUCUCCUGUCCCAGCCCCUGGCUGCUCCAGGGACACAAAUCCUCUGUCCCAUCCCUGCUCCUUGUCCUGAGGGAGGCAGAACUGUGACACUGUGUAAGCAGCCUUCAAUAAAUGUCACAGCCCCAAGGCUGGCACUGUG